UUUUUUUUCUGCUUUGCAGGUGGUGGGAGCUGCAGAGCAUUUAUGUGACACCCUCACCCAGUAUGAGAAAGGUGCUCAGUGCUGCCAGAUGUGCGAACCAGGGAAAAAAAUGAUAGAUAACAACUGUCAUGCUCCGAAGUGCGAGCCGUGUGGUAAGGAUGAAUACCUGGACACAUACUCCACUAAAGCGAAAUGUGAACGGCAGCCAUAUUGUGACCCAAACAAAAACUUUGUGGUUCCGGUCCAUCAAAUAGACAAGAAAACAGACUGCACGUGCAAACCAGGGUUCCACUGUUCGGGCAAAGCUUGCCUUUCCUGUCUGCCUCACAAAACAUGUGGGCCGGGAGAGGGAGUUCUGCAUAAAGGGAGCCCAACACAUGACACUGAGUGCCAAAGCUGCCCUGAGGGAACAUUCUCCAAUGAGACCUCCAUGAAUGACGGCUGUGUUAAACACACAGAAUGUCCGCAGGGAUACAUCGCUACGGUACCUGGGACGGCCCAAACCGACACCGUAUGCGAGAUCCAGCGUAGCCAUGUCAUACUCCCCAUUGUCUUGACCGUCGUCAUCAUAGCUUUAAUACUUGCAGGGGUUCUGUUCUAUUUAAAAAGUAGGAAAUGCUUAAAGAACAGGAAAAAAAUGGUGUGUGUGGAAUGUAUCGGACCAAAAGUUGAACCAAAGGAAGAUCCCACAAAGCUUAUGUUGGAGAAGACUCCAGUUGAAACCGAAGACGCAAGCAUCCCUUCCGGGAUUUCUGAGGAGCAUGGAAGAAGUGAGAACGGGAAAAUCGUGUGUCCCGUUGUGGAGGAGGGGAAAGCUGAAUGUCUGUCCCGUCAGGAAUCGCAGCUAUCAGCCUCUUCUACCGUCAGCUACAAUUAAUUACAGAACUAAUAACCCCUUUAUUGUGUCAUAAGUACAGACUUACUUAAAGCUGAAGUUGUAUUUAUUUGACCCUAAUGUGCUCCCAUAAUAUGCUGAAAUGAUGUGUAUGAAUGAGUAAUGUUGUUUGAAGUCUGUAACUAAUAUUUUGUAUAUAGAUUGUUGGAAUGAACAGUUUGUGUUUUGAGUUUACUACGGCACUGUGUGACUGCAAUGAAAACUGCAUUAAAGUUGAUUCUUUUUUA
Molecule: messenger RNA, 1122 nt
Organism: Cyprinodon tularosa
Lineage: Eukaryota; Metazoa; Chordata; Actinopteri; Cyprinodontiformes; Cyprinodontidae
Gene: cd40
Product: CD40 molecule, TNF receptor superfamily member 5
Exons: 8
Coding region: 89-877 (262 amino acids)
Biological process (GO): positive regulation of angiogenesis; immune response-regulating cell surface receptor signaling pathway; positive regulation of transcription by RNA polymerase II
Cellular component (GO): external side of plasma membrane; CD40 receptor complex
Molecular function (GO): CD154 receptor binding; antigen binding
Source: RefSeq, a predicted model, not a curated record